AAUGAGUAGAGGUACGAAUCUCUUUACAGCAUUUUCAAUAUCAACAAUUAUCUGGAUAAUUACACUAUUCUUAUCAAAUGGAUAUGUUAAGUAAUUAGAAAUAUAAAAUUAGUGAAGUUGCCAAAUCUAUGCCAACAUAUGCUUUGAUUUUAUAUUUCUCAUAUGCACUUUUUAAAGUAGGAGGAGAUUUAGCAAGAUUAAAGGAUUAUCCUGAAGAAGCUUAAUCAUUAUAAAAAGAAGUUGAGGAAGCCAAAAGAUUUUAUAAAGAGAAAGGAUUAAAAUUAUGAA
Molecule: messenger RNA, 288 nt
Organism: Paramecium pentaurelia
Lineage: Eukaryota; Ciliophora; Oligohymenophorea; Peniculida; Parameciidae
Source: the annotation of a GenBank genome assembly